AUGGGAUUUCGGAAUCUGGAUUGGUUUAACUGUGCUCUUGUGGCAAAGUGGCUUUGGAGAUAUCUUCAGGGGGGCGAGGAGCUGUGGAUUAGGGUGGUGAGAUCUAUCUACGGGGAUGUUGAAUGGGGAGAAAAUGGGCUGAUGUGUAAGGGAGGAAGGGGGGAGGGUGGUGGCCGAAAGUUCUUGCAGUCGGGGGAAGUGUGGCCGGGAGGUGGUUCUUUGAAAAUCUCUCGCGUCAGGUGGGGAAUGGUAGGGAUACGAAGUUCUGGCUUGAUAGAGUCGGGAAGGUGGGAGAAUGGGAGGUGGCUGUGGGAGCUUAAGUGGAGAAGGGAAUUAUUUGAGUGGGAGAAAGGGCUUCUUGAUGACUUGAUUAGUGUUAUCUCUGAUGGGGCUCCUCGUGCAGGUAUGAGUGACGAGUGGAAGUGGAAAGCGACUAAGUCUGCGAAAUUUACGACUAACUCGGCUUACCAUGUCAUCGCUGCAAGCAGAGGAGAUUCACACUCUAACCAACUGCCACACGAGGUUUUAGCAAAGGUCUGGGAUGCGCCGACUCCACACAAGGUGAAAGUGACAGCCUGGAGGUGUUUGAGGAAUAGACUUGCUACUUGCUGCAAUCUUUCCAAGAGACACGUUUUCCUUCCGGUCAAAGAAGCUUGGUGCAAUUCAUGUAUUUUGAGAGAGGAGUCAAACGAUCAUCUCUUCCUUUCGUGUGGGAAAUCCGAACUGAUCUGGGACGCCCUUCAAAAAUGGAUCGGCAUCAGCACGGUUAGACCAAAAGGUGUGGCACAGCACUUCUUGAUGUUCAGCCAUCUGGGACAAGGUAAGAGAAGCCUUAAAAUUCUCAAAGCUUUAUGGAUGUGUAUUGUUUGGCUCAUCUGGAAGAAAAGAAACGAGAGCAGAUUUGAUGGAAAUGUUUGGGAGGCGAAAAAUCUGGUUUUGGAAGCGAAAGGUAGACUCUGGAGCUGGAUUAAAUCUUAUAAGCUGUUCGUCGUGGACUGUAGCUUCGAGACUUGGUACUUCUGGUACCAGUCUCUUGCUUAA
Molecule: messenger RNA, 1041 nt
Organism: Salvia miltiorrhiza (redroot sage)
Lineage: Eukaryota; Viridiplantae; Streptophyta; Magnoliopsida; Lamiales; Lamiaceae
Exons: 3
Coding region: 1-1041 (346 amino acids)
Source: RefSeq, a predicted model, not a curated record